Molecule: messenger RNA, 3148 nt
Organism: Mustela erminea (ermine)
Lineage: Eukaryota; Metazoa; Chordata; Mammalia; Carnivora; Mustelidae
Gene: GK
Product: glycerol kinase
Exons: 22
Coding region: 181-1944 (587 amino acids)
Biological process (GO): triglyceride metabolic process; glycerol-3-phosphate biosynthetic process; glycerol metabolic process
Cellular component (GO): mitochondrion
Molecular function (GO): glycerol kinase activity
Source: RefSeq, a predicted model, not a curated record
CUGGGUCGGAGGGGCGGGGUGAUAGGGUUCCGCGCGGGUAAAGGGGCUGCCUGGAGCACUGUCCGAGCGUUCUGUCGUGCACGCCGCCUCGCUUUCCCGGCUCGCCGUCUGCCCCUCCCCCGCCCGCCGCCGUCACCGGGGAAACGGGCCGCGAUAGCCCGCUGACCCGAAGCUGGUUUCAUGGCAGCCGCGAAGAAAGCAGUUUUGGGGCCACUGGUGGGGGCAGUGGACCAGGGCACCAGCUCAACGCGCUUUUUGGUUUUCAAUUCAAAAACAGCUGAACUACUAAGUCAUCAUCAAGUGGAAAUAAAACAAGAGUUUCCAAGAGAAGGAUGGGUGGAGCAAGAUCCUAAGGAAAUUCUGCAAUCUGUCUAUGAGUGUAUAGAGAAAACAUGUGAGAAACUUGGACAGCUCAAUAUUGAUAUUUCCAACAUAAAAGCUAUUGGUGUCAGUAACCAGAGGGAAACCACUGUAGUCUGGGACAAGUUAACCGGAGAGCCUCUCUACAAUGCUGUGGCCGCUCCAGUUUCUCCCGGCCCUUCCGACCCAGUUGCCGUUGUUCGCUCUGGCUCUUCGGUUCCGGCUGCUGGCACUUCCUCAGUGUGGCUUGACCUAAGAACCCAGUCUACCGUUGAGAAUCUUAGUAAAAGAAUUCCAGGAAAUAAUAACUUUGUCAAGUCCAAGACAGGCCUUCCACUUAGCACUUACUUCAGUGCGGUGAAACUUCGUUGGCUCCUUGACAAUGUGAGAAAAGUUCAAAGGGCUGUUGAAGAAGAUAGAGCUCUUUUUGGGACCAUUGAUUCGUGGCUUAUUUGGAGUUUGACGGGAGGGGCCAAUGGAGGGGUCCACUGUACGGAUGUAACAAAUGCAAGUAGGACAAUGCUUUUCAACAUUCACUCUCUGGAAUGGGAUAAAGAGCUCUGCGAAUUUUUUGAAAUUCCGAUGAAGAUUCUUCCAAAUGUCCGGAGUUCUUCUGAGAUCUAUGGCCUAAUGAAAAUCUCUCAUAGCCUGAAAGCUGGGGCCUUGGAAGGUGUGCCAAUAUCUGGGUGUUUGGGGGACCAGUCUGCUGCAUUGGUGGGACAAAUGUGCUUCCAGGAUGGUCAAGCCAAAAAUACAUAUGGAACGGGCUGUUUCUUACUAUGUAAUACAGGCCGCAAGUGUGUGUUUUCUGAGCAUGGCCUUCUGACCACAGUGGCUUAUAAGCUUGGCAGAGACAAACCAGUGUAUUAUGCCUUGGAAGGUUCUGUAGCUAUAGCUGGUGCUGUUAUUCGCUGGCUAAGAGACAAUCUUGGAAUUAUAAAGACCUCAGAGGAAAUUGAAAAACUUGCUAAAGAAGUAGGUACCUCUUACGGCUGCUACUUCGUCCCCGCGUUUUCGGGGUUGUACGCGCCUUACUGGGAGCCGAGUGCAAGAGGGAUCAUCUGUGGGCUUACUCAGUUCACCAAUAAAUGCCAUAUUGCUUUUGCUGCAUUGGAAGCUGUUUGUUUCCAAACCCGGGAGAUUUUGGAUGCCAUGAACCGCGACUGUGGAAUUCCACUCAGUCAUUUGCAGGUAGACGGAGGAAUGACCAACAACAAAAUUCUUAUGCAGCUGCAGGCAGACAUUCUGUAUAUCCCAGUAGUGAAGCCUUCAAUGCCGGAAACAACUGCCCUGGGAGCGGCCAUGGCGGCAGGGGCCGCGGAAGGAGUUGGCGUUUGGAGUCUCGAACCCGAGGAUCUGUCAGCAGUCACAAUGGAGCGGUUUGAACCACAGAUCAAUGCUGAAGAAAGUGAAAUUCGUUACUCUACAUGGAAGAAAGCUGUGAUGAAGUCAGUGGGCUGGGUUACAACUCAGUCUUCAGAAAGUGGUGACCCUAGUAUCUUCUGUAGUCUACCCUUGGGCUUUUUUAUAGUGAGUAGCAUGGUAAUGUUAAUCGGAGCAAGGUACAUCUCAGGUAUCCCAUAAAUGAUACCAACUCAGCGGAUUCCAAAGAUGCGAGCUCUUUGCCUAAUGAGAGAAUCCAGCGAUUGUCUCUUAAUGUGGUGACACUAUUCAUAGACUCUGAUUUUAUUUAUAAGCCACUUGCUGCAUGACCCUCCAAGUAGUCCUGUGGCUUGAAAUAAAGAAAAUGCAGCAGAAAGAAUGCUAUAGAAACAUUUGGUGUGUUUUUUAACAUCAAGAGUUAAGAUUGGACCAACCACCUUGGGGGCUGACCCCUCCUUUGCCAUCGUGUCCUGCCCCAUUCCCUCUGAGAUCUAGGAAGAAUUCAGGUCCUUCAUUUCAUUGGAAUCUUUCAUCAGACACACUCAAACGCUGAUGAUGGUCUUAGGAUUUGGUUCUCUGCACUACACACACUUGACUAAGGGGUGAUGACUAACCAGCUAAAAAUGAGUGGCUUUUUGUUCCGUUUCUUUUUAACAGACCCUAAAAGUUCUCUUUUCUGCAUAUUAAGGAGGACACAACAUCUUCCCCAAAUGUUUAAAUGGACACCUCUAUGGAAUUCUUAAAAUGCAAAUUGAGUACUCUCAUAGCUUAGACAUUUUCCAGAAAGGUAUUUGCCAAAACUGAAAUUCUUCAGAUACUUGACGUGGUCUCACUCAUUCACUGAAUUGCCGUCUGAAUCUUCUAGGGAAAGACACUUUUUCCUUUCUUUUUUCAUCUCUCCUUUUUGUAUUUCUUACUUUGUAUGGUAACAUACAUGCCUAUAUAUAUUUUAUAUAGUGAGGGCAGCCCAUUUAUAAAUCAAGAGUACAUUUUACAUGAUCUCACUAAUACAGUGAAUAUCUGUCUGGAUCUUACAGGGAAGAACACUUUUUCUUUUCAUCUCUCCUUUUUAUAUUUCUUGUGUGUCUAACAUACAUGCCUAUAUAUUUUAUAUACAGAGGGUAGCCCAUUUAUAAAUUCAGAGCACAUUGUAUUCAGUAGGUUAUAAUGGGGCUGGUCUUAAGUGGACCACUGUGUGUAUAAAUAUUUUGGGGAAAUCACUGUAUACUUUUUGGGCAAUGGUUAUGCAUAUUUACCAGGAGAAACUUUUUCUUAAGAGAGCCAGCAUUUAAAGUUUAAGUAUAUGUUCUUAGUCAAUAAAAGAAAAUGUACUUUAUUGUGACUUCAGCUAUAUUUCUUAUACCUUACCUUUUUAUUUAAUUGUUUGAGCUGGAUAUAUGUCUUU